Ostrinia furnacalis (Asian corn borer) is the source of this 6300-nucleotide messenger RNA. RefSeq names its product Lysine demethylase 5 (gene Kdm5). The coding region runs from base 211 to 5031 and encodes 1606 amino acids. The transcript is spliced from 33 exons. Lineage: Eukaryota; Metazoa; Arthropoda; Insecta; Lepidoptera; Crambidae. Gene Ontology annotation, molecular function: DNA binding; histone H3K4me/H3K4me2/H3K4me3 demethylase activity. Gene Ontology annotation, biological process: regulation of DNA-templated transcription; chromatin remodeling. Gene Ontology annotation, cellular component: chromatin; nucleus. The record is from RefSeq and is a predicted model, not a curated record.
UUCAAUUUCGCAUGGCGGACGUGCAAGUGGGUGCUGUUAUUUGUUAGUGAUAAUUUUCAAUAAUUUAACUCAUUGUGGUUCCUUAUGGAAAGAGUAAUUCUAAUGCUUGUAUUUCUUUGUGGUCGUGCAUUAUUUAUUCCUUAACGGUUGAUGAUGUUAUAUAGUUGUUUAUAGUUUUAUUGUGUGAACUGCAUACCAUUUUUCAUAAAAAUGGGAAAAUGUGACGAAGCUAAUGUCGAAGUUAGUAUGGGGGACUCAGCGUCCCCCAUGAAACCGGAUAAUUUCACCUUUACGGUGCCCCCUGAGGCUCCUGUCUUCGAGCCUACCCCAGAGGAGUUCCUGGAUCCUCUGGCAUACAUCAGUAAAAUAAGGCCAAUCGCCGAGAAGUCAGGGAUCUGCAAGAUAAAACCACCAGCGCACUGGCAGCCGCCAUUCGCGGUGGACGUAGACCGACUCCGGUUCACGCCUCGUAUCCAGCGCCUCAACGAGUUGGAGGCCAUCACCCGGGUCAAGUUAAACUUCCUGGACCAAAUCAUCAAGUUCUGGGAGCUGCAGGGCUCCGUGCUGAAGAUCCCCACUGUCGAGAGGAAGCCCCUCGACCUUUAUGCAUUGCACAAGAUCGUUCGUGAAGCUGGCGGCUUCGAAGUCUGCUCCGCGGAGCGCAAAUGGUCGAAGAUCGCGCGUCGCAUGGGCCACCCCCAGGGCAAAGGAAUCGGCUCCAUCCUCAAGAGCCACUACGAACGCAUCCUCUAUCCUUACGACGUGUUCAAGAGCAGCGGCGUAUCUGGCGACAAUAAGGAGACUAAAAUUGAAGUAAAAACGGAGCAGACGCCCGAGAAGGCCAACAGCACGGGCCGCAGCCGCUCCGCCAGCAAGGGCCCGCCGGCCGCCGCCACGCCGCCGCCGGCGCGCCGCUACGAGCCCGCCCAGCCUGAAGGCGCCACGCCGCCUGCGCCGCCUGCCCCCCGCACGCCCGUCAAGCAGGAGCCGCCCGCGCAGGAUACUAGGAGGAGUCCCCGCGAGAACAAAUGGAUGUCAGCGGCGGGGUCUUGCGGCGGGCGCGCGCGUGUGACCCGCUCCACGCGUCUGCGCGAACACCGCAUGUCCAACAUGACGGUGUCUGUUACGCCCGCGCCUAAUGCGCCACAUCUGCCUCAUCCUGACGACCCGCUCGCCAAAUACAUGUGCCACGUUUGCGGGCGCGGCGACAUCGAGGAGCAAAUGCUGCUGUGCGACGGCUGCGACGACUCCUACCACACCUUCUGCCUCGUGCCGCCGCUGGCCGACGUGCCCAAGGGCGACUGGCGGUGCCCCGUGUGCCUGGCCGAGGAGGUAUCGAAGCCGGCGGAGGCGUUCGGCUUCGAACAAGCGUCGCGGGAAUACACGCUGCAGCAGUUCGGAGAAAUGGCUGACCAGUUCAAAUCUGAUUACUUCAACAUGCCCGUACACAUGGUGCCCACGUCGACGGUGGAGAAAGAGUUUUGGCGCGUGGUGUCGUCCAUCGACGAGGACGUCACUGUCGAGUACGGCGCCGAUCUGCACUCCAUGGACCAUGGAUCUGGCUUCCCGACCAAGUCGAGCGCUCACCUGUACCCGGGCGAGCAACAGUACGCGGAGUGCAGCUGGAACCUCAACAACCUGCCCGUGCUCGAGGGCUCGGUACUCGGCCACAUCAACGCCGACAUCUCUGGGAUGAAGGUCCCCUGGUUAUACGUGGGCAUGUGCUUCGCGACGUUCUGCUGGCACAACGAGGACCACUGGAGCUACUCCAUCAACUACUUGCACUGGGGAGAACCGAAGACCUGGUACGGAGUUCCAAGCUCGAAGGCGGAGCAGUUCGAGGCCGCUAUGAAGUCGGAGGCGCCCGAGCUGUUCCAGCUGCAGCCGGACCUGCUGCACCAGCUCGUCACCAUCAUGAACCCCAACGUGCUCAUGAAGGCGGGCGUGCCCGUGUUCAGAACGGACCAACACGCGGGCGAAUUCGUGAUCACGUUCCCGCGCGCGUAUCACGCGGGCUUCAAUCAAGGAUAUAACUUCGCGGAGGCCGUCAACUUCACGCCGGCUGACUGGCUAAAAAUGGGUCGCGAGUGCAUCGCGCACUACUCCACGCUCCGUCGCUACUGCGUGUUCUCCCACGACGAGUUAGUGUGCAAGAUGGCGCUGGAAGCCAACGCCCUCAGCGUCACCGUGGCUCUGGCCGCCUACAGGGACAUGCGGACCAUGCUGCACGACGAGCGGAAGCUGCGGAAGGGACUGCUCGACUGGGGCGUAACGGAAGCGGAGCGCGAGGCCUUCGAGUUGUUACCAGACGACGAGCGGCAGUGCCACCUGUGCAAGACCACGUGCUUCCUGUCGUGCGUGACGUGCUCGUGCACGCCGCACGUGGCGUGCCUGCGCCACUAUCAAGAGCUGUGUGACUGCGCGCCGCAUCUGCACAGACUGAGAUACCGCUACACCCUGGACGAGCUGCCAGCCAUGCUGGACAAGCUAAAGAAGAAGUCGGAACUGUUCCGGGAGUGGGCUGAAGCAGUUCAAAAUGCCCUGGACCCUGACACGCCCAAGACUUGCGACCUGGAUGGUCUAAGGGCGCACUUGAAGAAGGCUCACGAUCUGAAGAUGCACAAAACGGAUCUCGUCCGCGCGUUAGAAACGGCGAUCGAAGACGCUGAGAAGUGCGCCAGCGUCAUACAGCAGCUUGACCUCAACAAGAUGCGAACCCGCACCCGCCACCACGACCCGAAGUACCGCCUCACUAUUCACGAGCUGACGCUGUUCGCAGCCGAAAUUGACGGGCUGGCGUGUGUGUUGCCAGAAGGGUCGGCAGUGAAAGAGGUGCUCCGUCAGACGGCGGAGUUUGAAACGCGCGCCGCGGAGCUAUUGAAUCAGGACUUGGACAAGGUUGAUGCUUCCAGCGUUAGGGAGCUGGAAGAGGUGGUAGAACUAGGCUCGCGGCUGUGCAUCGUACUGCCGCAACUAGCUCCGCUGCAGGCUCGCUUGCAGCAAGCUCGCUUCCUGCAGGACGUCCAGACACACCGGGAGGACAGCUCGGGACUCACGCCCGAGGUCAUCGACAGGUUGUUAGAGGAUGCCUCCCGCGUGUUGCCUCAUCACCAAAUAGAGACUGAACGCGCUGCGCUAUGCAAACUCAAAGCCCAAGUAGAAGAGUGGGAGGAGCGCGCGCGUGCCCUCCUAAUCGACACGUCAAAAGCUCGCGACAGCUCGGGCUCCGCCCCUGGCGAGGGCGCGGGCUCCGACGGGAAUCCGCCCUACACCACGCUUGGGCAGUUGGCAGCAUUACUGGCAGCCGCAGAGCGUAUUGAUGCGGCGCUGCCUUCGCAUCACGCGUUGCACUCGGCUGCACAGCAUGCAAGGGAUUGGCUGGCAAAGGUGGAAGAGAUGCAGUCCAAAGACCUGUACCCAUACAUGCACAGCGUGGAGGCGCUAGUUCGUCGCGGGCAGCAGAUACCACUCGCUUUAUUCGAGAAGGACCAGCUGGCUUCCGCGUUGCAGUCUGCGCGGGAGUGGAAGCGAGGCGCGGCAGAGAUGUUUCUCAAGAAGAACUGGCCGUACUCUCUCCUCGAAGCGUUAUCACCGCGCACGGAAUCCGCCAGCGGAGCCCGACGCCGGUCCCGCCCGCCAGCCGCCGAGCCUCCGCCCUCCUCGCUCGAGGCCGGGCUGUUCCUGCGCCACUUCAGCGAGGACUCCACGCCCAGCGAGAUCGUGGGCGCCUUCAAGCAGGCCGAGAGCAGGGAGCUGGCCGCCAUCAAGCUGCUGCGAGCCAAGAACAUGCGCAAAGAAGUGCGCGCGGCGCCGACGCUCGGCGUGACGUACUGCGUGUGCCAGAAGCGCCAGUACGGCGUCAUGAGCCAGUGCGAGCUGUGCAAGGACUGGUUCCACGCGGCCUGCAUAGCGGCCAACAAAGAAGAGAGGGCGGAGUCCCCUGACCGAGUAGAGCUGCCCUUCCCGCGGCCCGAGCCCAAGUUCCUGUGCCCUGAUUGUACACGCACCAAGCGCCCGCGCCUUGAUAGAAUAUUGGCGUUGUUGGUGUGGCUACAAAAGCUGCCAGUGCGACUAGCAGAAGGCGAGGCGUUACAGUGCGUGACGGAGCGCGCCAUGGCGUGGCAGGAUGCUGCGCGUGCGCUUCUCGCUAGCCCAGCGCUUGCUGCCUUGCCCGCUCACGCUGAACGCCCGCAGACCAACAGAGAAAAAUCGGACAAACUAAAUGCAGAACUAAAGAAAGCUACAGGAAGAGCGCAUGAUGUAUCACAAAAUUCAAGAUCGUCGGCAUCAGUAGAGCACGCGUAUAGCGCAACACCGCGCUCGCCCGGCGCCCGCGUCGCUCCCGGCUUGCUCCACAAGCUCGAAGAACUUAUGCUGGAGGGAGACUUGCUGGAGGUUCGGUUAGAAGAGCAGGCGCAAGUAUGGGCUUGCGUUUGCGCCGCCCGCGGAGCGGAGACACGGCGCGCGCGCGUGGACGCCGGCCGCCGCAAGAGGGCGCAGCGCCCGCCCCGCCCCCACCACCAGCUCAAGAGGGGGAGAGCUGCGCACGCGCUCUCUCCGGCUGCCUCGCACGUGCCUCAUCCUACGACGGCACCAAAAACGACGUUAAAACGAGGCUCUGCCACGACAACGAAUUAUCUCAACAGAAAACAAGGCAUGUCGUCGGGCUCGGGCCUGAUGAUGCGCAAGCACUACAUGGCACGCCAAGAGCGCCGCAAGCGUGGCUUGGCGGCUUCUACACGCGGCAAGCACCCUCGUCAAGCCAGACUUGGCCAGCCACGCGGCGGUUCUCGCGCGGGCGCGGCGGCGCCUCGACGACGUAGCAGCAGCUCGUCGUCCUCCGCCGACGACGACGAAGACUGCGCCGCCGCCGACUGCUUGCGUCCUACCGGCAAAGAAGUAGACUGGGUGCAGUGCGACGGCGGCUGCGACCAGUGGUUCCACAUGCACUGCGUUGGGCUGAGUCGCGGCGCGCUGCGGGAAGACGACGACUACGUCUGCGGCUCCUGCGCGGCCCGCCCGCGACACUGAGUUGCGAUGCGGUGCGACCCGGCGCGUACGCAAGUGGGUUAGACUGGACUGUUGCGGAUGCUGUGGCGAUGGUUGAUUGUUGGUUGGGAUGUCGCAACUAUUGAUAGUGUAAAAAGUGGUAAUUUUAUUGAUAACUUGCGAUGAUAUUUUGAAAAUUAUAAAUAACUUGAAAAAAUCGAACUGCCUAAGGCGGGAAUUGAACCCACGACCUUCCAAUAGUUUGAGAUGCGACUCUUAACGCUAAAAAUUAAAUAACUAUUGCGAUAAUAUUGAUAGGAAACGCCGUCUACGUAGUUUCGGGUCUAUCUGUCACUGUCGCUCAUGCUGGCAUCUCGCUUUGCGCAAGAAGGAUGACAACAUUCGAAACUUCGGAUAACGUUUUCGGAGUAUCCCCGCAGCUCCCCUCUACAACAACUAAGUAAUAUUUAUAACAGAUUCAAUUCUGCGAUGGUUCUGCCGGUAUUCCCUCGAGUAAGACGGAGUUAAAGAGCCUCUGAAGGACCUUCAGUUGUUUGAAAGCCAUCCUAAUCUCGUAUAGGCUGAUGUCCGGGAUAUCUUCGGUAUAAUGUCAAAUUUUCUAUCACUUCUGGGUGUAUCUUAUGUGGGAGGGAAUAAGUUACGUUUAGAAAAAGGAUAUGAUGUGAUUUUGGAAUUAUGCACAAAUCAUUGAGUUACUCUAUCUAGUGAGGCACUAAGGGAAAUAAUAUCGAUAACUUAACGAUUUUCAUACUUAAAUGCUAUCAAUACUGCUAGUUAUUAUGUGUAUUACCACAUUUUGCACUAUCGAUACUUCAUUCGAUAUUCUGACAAUAGUUAAUCGAUUGUAAUCUAUCGAGCAGCAUCUUUACCCGUUGUCUUUAUUACACGCAGCGAUACCGUUGUGAAAUCUCACGGCUACUGACAAUUUAAUGAAUUGUAUUAUCGACGGUGAAGUGCCAAUACCUUCUAACCGAUAAUAUAUUUAAAAUAUUUUUAAGUAUAUUAUUUUGGUAUGGACUCUGCGUGAUACUAAAUUAUCGAUUUAAAAGAGUAUUUACUUAACACAUUGUGUACUAGCUUUGUAAAGAAAAAAUGGGAGUAUAACAUUUUUGCUUAGUACAGAAAAAAGUUCAUUAAUUUAGAUUAAGAAUCAAGAAGAUCAAGAAGGUCUCUUCUACACCCAAGUUAAUGGGCCAAAUGUUAUUCUACCAUUUUUUCAAUAAACCAAAUCAAAGUCGAAACUUUAUAAGUUCUUGUUGCGCAUAUCACAUGACAACAUCACCACAGGAU